AUGCGUUUCUUCCAAACCCUUGUCGCCCUCCCUCUCAUCGCAGGCGCCGUCGCCAGCCCUCUGGAGACACGAGCUACCCUUGAAAACUGCUCUGAUGAGAGAGCCGAAAUGAUCGACAACGCACUCGCUCGCGCCGCAAAGAUGGCCCACGCCGGUGCCAACCUCAUCCGCAGCGAGUCAGAGUACUCCAACAACCUCUUCCAGAGCUUCUUCAAGACCAGCGAUGCGCAGGCUCGCAACCGCGUCGCCGGUGUCUUGGACAAGAUCGCCACGGAGGCCACGGACGGGAGCAAGGGUGUCGUGAGCUACUAUUGCACUCCGGAUGGCAUCAAAUGCAUUGACAACCACUCUUUCACCAUGACUGCUUAUGGCGAGACGGAUGGAACUUACGGGAGAAUCAGGACUUGCCCUGCGUACUUCACCAAGUUCCCUGCCUCGUCGGACGGCUGUGGUGUUCUGGAUCAGGCUACCUCUAGCUUGCACGAGAUGGCUCAUACCAAGGGCAUCUUUGGUCCUGAGACUUACGGUUAUGAGGAAGUGCACGGGUUGAGCUCUUCUGCCGCUCUUGAGAAUGCUGAGAGCUAUGCUUUCUUCUCCAAGUCUGCUUUCCUCGACUGCGCUGUCACCAACUAA
Messenger RNA from Penicillium verrucosum, 633 nucleotides. Its product is annotated as putative metalloproteinase. The transcript is spliced from 2 exons. Gene Ontology annotation, biological process: proteolysis. Gene Ontology annotation, molecular function: metalloendopeptidase activity. The coding region runs from base 1 to 633 and encodes 210 amino acids. NCBI's taxonomy places the organism in Eukaryota, Fungi, Ascomycota, Eurotiomycetes, Eurotiales, Aspergillaceae. The record is from RefSeq and is a predicted model, not a curated record.